Molecule: messenger RNA, 1648 nt
Organism: Melanaphis sacchari
Lineage: Eukaryota; Metazoa; Arthropoda; Insecta; Hemiptera; Aphididae
Gene: trus
Product: programmed cell death protein 2-like
Exons: 6
Coding region: 556-1611 (351 amino acids)
Cellular component (GO): cytoplasm
Source: RefSeq, a predicted model, not a curated record
AUAUUUAUUAUAUUGAAUAUUAGAAAUAUCUUACAUAUUUAUGGAUUUACAAUAUAUGUAAGUACUCGUCUAAUAUACUACCUAUCAUAAAAUGGUAUCUACCAAAAACUGUAUGCCUGUAAUAUGCUACAUACCAUAGUUAUUUUUGUUUUAUUUCAUUUUAUUGCAGAAAGUACAUUUGAGUCAUUACGAUAAAUAACAUAUAACAGUUGUACAAAUUUAUAGCUUAAUAGUCAUUAUAUCUAAUCCACCAAGACCCAUGAUAACUUAAUUUUAGAUAUAUUAUUUUAGUCUAUGUUGUGUCUGUUGUGUUUGCGUAUGUGUCCUAAUCGUUGCAAGUUUUACUUUUUAUUUCUUUAUUUUAAAAUAAAUAAAAAUGAAUAAAUCAAUGCGCUAUAUUUAUAAGGACAUAUAAUAUGUAAUGAGAAAACAUGUAUUAUCAUCAAGAAAGAAACUUGUUUCCAGAACUUGGUAGUUGUUCCAAAUUAAAAGAUGGUGUUAUUUGUGAAGACUUUGGUGUAAACUUAAAAUUGAUAACUGACAAAAGGAAAGAAAAUGUCCAAGGUAUCACGAAAAGUUUUGCUAGGUUUUGUAGAUGAACAUAUUGUAAAUGAAAGCUGUUCUGAUGAUGCAUAUACAAUAAAUAAAAUAGGAGGGUUAUCAGAUACACAAAAUCAAAAUUUUUCUCCAAAGUGUCCACUAUGUAAUCACCAGUUACCAUUACUUAUUCAAAUAUAUGCCCCUGUUACAAAUUCUAUUUAUCAUAGAACAUUAUAUAUACAUGCAUGUGUAAGUCCAGGAUGUUGGAACAAAUCUCAGAGUUGGAUAUGUUUGAGACGGCAGUGGAUCGCAGUAGAUCAUUAUGAAGAUAAGCAGCAGUCUACGACAGUUAUAGAAUGGUGUGAUGAUGCUGACGACUGGGGUGAAGAACCAAUGACUGAAGAAAAUGAUAACAAUACUGUUAAAAGCCAAGCAAUUGAAAUUUAUGCUUCUGCGAGUGCUGAGUUAGAAAAUUCUGAUGUUGAUAAUAAUGUAGUUGCUGAACCAAUUGAAAUCCCUAAUAUAAAUUGUCUUCAAUUGUUAGAUAAUAGAAAAGAAAUACCUUUAGAUCACUAUGAUAUGAAUAUAUAUUUUGAGCCGUAUUUUAUAUCAGUAGCUUAUGAAGAAUCAUCAGAUAUAGUAAAAGAACAUGCUAAUAAUUUAUUACACAACUAUCAAAGUAACCAAACAAUUCUUGAAGAAAAGAAUGAAGGCUAUGAAAAAAGUUUACCAGCUCAUGGCGAUAAAUAUUUUGAAACAUUUGCAUCAACAAUAAGAAAAAAUCCUGGUCAAAUCUUAAGGUAUUGUCGUAAUGAAGGCAAACCAUUAUUUUUAUAUGAAGUUAGUGAACCAAAUGAAUGUACUAACUGCAAAGGCAAAUUACUAUUUGAGUUACAAAUUCUUCCAUCAUUAAUUUCAUAUUUGAAACUAAUAUGUGGAGAGGAACAUCUUGGUACCGGACACUUAGAAUUUGGAACAGCUCUAAUAUACACCUGUGAAAAUAAUUGCUGGAAUGAAGGAGAUACUUUUAAGUAUGAAUGUGUUAUAGUGCAAGAAGAAAAACUAUUUUAAAUUUUUAUAUUUAUCUAUUAAAAGACUUAAACAACAA